Messenger RNA from Caenorhabditis auriculariae, 333 nucleotides. Lineage: Eukaryota; Metazoa; Nematoda; Chromadorea; Rhabditida; Rhabditidae. The record is from the annotation of a GenBank genome assembly.
AUGCGUCUUCUCAUCAUUUUGGUUGUUCUUACAACUGUGUUUUGCUAUAAUGUUCCGCCAACUGGCGUCAGGAGCGUCUCUGAGGUUUUUCCGUAGGUUUUGAUGGUUAAAAAAAUGACCUUCAGUUGGAUAACAUGAUACGACAGUGCUUUCAAACGUUGUGCAAAGAGUGGAUGGCCGAAUGUCACUGGUACUGCGAUUCGAUAAAAGGAGCGGUAGUGAAAAAUAAAGUUAAUCAACUUUUUGUUUACGUGUUUGCAGAGUUUCCUGAGAAGGUGCAAGGAUUGUUUGAGUUGGAGAGGGGAGCAGUGCAUGGAUUGCUUCGACCUCUGA